CUGUGACGUCAUACCUACCAGGAGCACCUCCAUUCUAGUCACUACUGCGGAUUUGCUCCUUCCACUUACGACUUCAUUUGGCGACUCAGUUGUGCGUCAUAUCAGAGGGACGGAUAAUAUCGGCAAUGAAUCCUUUAACAAAAGUAAAGUUGAUAAAUGAGCUCAAUGCUCGUGAGGCAAAACUUGGUGUAAAGGAGUCUGUGUCGUGGCAUCAAGACUACAAAGACAGUGCUUGGAUCUUUAUGGGUGGGUUUCCCUAUGAGUUGACAGAAGGUGACAUUAUCUGCGUCUUCUCACAAUAUGGGGAAAUUGUAAAUAUUAAUCUAGUCCGUGAUAAAGUGACGGGGCGCUCUCGUGGAUUUUGCUUUCUGUGUUAUGAAGAUCAGAGAAGUACAGUGCUGGCUGUAGAUAAUUUGAAUGGCAUCAAGUUGAAAGGCCGUACAAUCCGUGUGGAUCACGUGGCCAAUUACCGGCCACCUAAAGAUGGUGAAGAAGUUGAUGAAGUGACACAAGCACUGAGGGAGAAAGGCUGUGGUGCUAGGACUCCUUCCCCGUCUUCAUCAGAGGGAGAGGCAGAGGAAUUACAAAGGCCAAAGAAAGAAAAAAAGAAAAAGAGAAAAAAGGAAAGCAAGAACCAUUCAAGUGAAAGAAGCGGUGGAAAAGUCAUUAACCCGAUUAAACAAGAACGUGAUGAUCCAGGGUAUGAAAAAUACAAUACAAAGCAGCUGAGCUCCAGAGAUAAUCGGAAUGCUUCCCCAACAGAGACUGGCUCAAGAAGUGGUCUGCCUCACUCUGACAAGCACAGAGCCCACCAUAGUGCAUCAGAUAGACAUACCGAACAGAGACAUAAGUUACUGGAGAACAAACACCGAGAUAAUGGAUCAAAAAGACCGAAAGAAUAUGAGAAAAGGGAACAUGAGAAAAUAAGAAAAUGAUGUUAUUUCGUUAUAUAAUAAAUGACAGCAACACAAAUUCUAGAACCAAGGCCAUAUACAGAACCGUUCUCCAAACCCAAAGGGGCUUUCAUGGCCAAGAGAAUUUUUUUUACAUACACCAUUUCAUAUCAUCUAUGAUAGCUGUGUGCAGAUUUUGCAGUUAUGAAUGUGUCAGCAGUAAAAUGGAUGUCCAUACUGCCAUUCCUUACAGCAGUCCUGUACCGUUUUAUAUGAUCCCUUCAUUUAAUGGUUCUAGCUUUAGUCUAUGUAUAGAUGUAGUUUUGUGGAUGGCACCACUUGUCAUAGAAGAUAUGUUGUUAAAUUAUUUUUUAAAUAUAUGAAAAUUAAAUAAAAGUCCUGGUGCUGGAAAAACAUUUACGGUACUCCA
Bufo bufo (common toad) is the source of this 1323-nucleotide messenger RNA. RefSeq names its product RNA binding motif protein X-linked 2 (gene RBMX2). The record is from RefSeq and is a predicted model, not a curated record. Gene Ontology annotation, cellular component: U2 snRNP; catalytic step 2 spliceosome; precatalytic spliceosome. The transcript has 6 exons. The coding region runs from base 126 to 935 and encodes 269 amino acids. Lineage: Eukaryota; Metazoa; Chordata; Amphibia; Anura; Bufonidae. Gene Ontology annotation, molecular function: RNA binding. Gene Ontology annotation, biological process: mRNA splicing, via spliceosome.